AAACCACACCCCUAAAAAAACAAGAAACAACAACUACAUGGACGGAGAAAGUGAUAGUGGCGAUGAAUACUUCUCACCGGAGAUGGCGAUGAUCUCGUCGUCGUGGCGAUUAGAUCUCGACAAGUUACGUCUUCCAGAGAGAGGCUCCGAUCAACUUCCGCAUUGUCACUGGCCUCAUUUUUCCUUCUUGUCAGGGAAGGAACACAAGGUUUCAGAAUAUUACAAGAAACAAAAAAGGCUCCUGGAAGGGUUCAAUGAGAUGGAGACCAUGACAGAUUCAGGUUGUUUACAUGGCAAUCUAACAGAGGAUGAAAUGGAACAGCUUGAGAGGAGUGAGAGGAUGGCAAUUCAUAUUUCAAAUGCUGCAAAUAUAGUGCUUUUUGUGGCGAAGGUUUAUGCUUCUAUGGCCAGCAGAUCAAUGGCAGUGAUUGCUUCGACUUUGGAUUCCCUUUUGGAUCUCUUGUCAGGAUUUAUCUUGUGGUUCACUUCCUAUGCCAUGAAAACCCCAAACCAUUAUCACUAUCCUAUCGGAAAGAAACGGAUGCAGCCAGUAGGUAUCAUUGUUUUUGCAUCUAUAAUGGCUACCCUUGGACUGCAGAUAUUGAUCGAGUCUGGUCGACAGCUCAUUUUCAAGUCCAAGCCUGAAACGGAUCCAGAGAAGGAAAAAUGGAUGAUUGGAAUUAUGGUUUCCGUCACCAUAGUGAAGUUUCUGUUAAUGGUAUAUUGCCGAAGAUUCAAAAAUGAAAUCGUCCGAGCCUAUGCUCAAGAUCAUUUCUUUGACGUCAUUACUAAUUCAGUUGGAUUGGUGGCAGCAGUUCUAGCCAUACAAUAUUACUGGUGGUUUGAUCCUGCUGGUGCUAUAAUUAUAGCAUUAUAUACAAUCGGUACCUGGGCAAGAACAGUAAUGGAGAACGUGUGGUCGCUAAUUGGAAGAACAGCCCCGCCAGACUUUCUAGCGAAGCUUACUUAUCUUAUCUGGAAUCACCAUGAAGAGAUUAAGCACAUUGACACAGUGAGAGCCUACACUUUUGGUUCCCAUUACUUUGUGGAAGUUGACAUAGUAUUGGCAGAAGACAUGCUUCUGAACCAAGCACACAACAUUGGGGAGACACUCCAAGAGAAGCUUGAGCAAUUACCGGAGGUCGAGCGAGCUUUCGUGCAUAUUGAUUUUGAGUUCACUCACAGGCCUGAACACAAAAGCAACGUAUGAUUUGAAGACAAUGUUGGUGAUGGUUGUUGUGUUCGGCGAUCCUUGGGCCUAUGCUUUGUAUUUUGUGGGGCAUCCAUACAAUGAACGUAAGGUAGAUAAAUAAGCUCUUGCUGAACUAUUUUUUUUUACCCAACUCUUACUGUAUUUAAACAUUCCAAGUCGCCUUAAUAAAGUCACAAAAUUCUAAUUGAACAAGAUUAAA
This is a messenger RNA of Tripterygium wilfordii, 1412 nucleotides long. RefSeq names its product metal tolerance protein 10-like. NCBI's taxonomy places the organism in Eukaryota, Viridiplantae, Streptophyta, Magnoliopsida, Celastrales, Celastraceae. Gene Ontology annotation, biological process: transmembrane transport; monoatomic cation transport. Gene Ontology annotation, molecular function: monoatomic cation transmembrane transporter activity. The record is from RefSeq and is a predicted model, not a curated record. Gene Ontology annotation, cellular component: membrane. The transcript has 6 exons. Bases 38 to 1210 code for a protein of 390 amino acids.